Molecule: messenger RNA, 4302 nt
Organism: Oncorhynchus nerka (sockeye salmon)
Lineage: Eukaryota; Metazoa; Chordata; Actinopteri; Salmoniformes; Salmonidae
Product: short transient receptor potential channel 6-like
Exons: 17
Coding region: 360-3422 (1020 amino acids)
Biological process (GO): calcium ion transmembrane transport; regulation of cytosolic calcium ion concentration; single fertilization
Cellular component (GO): plasma membrane; cation channel complex
Molecular function (GO): inositol 1,4,5 trisphosphate binding; protein binding; store-operated calcium channel activity
Source: RefSeq, a predicted model, not a curated record
GAGAGAGAGGGGGAGAAAGAGGUGAGAGAGAAGGAAGGGAGGAGAGGCAGUUGGAGAGAGAGAGCGAGAGAGAAAGUAGAGAAAGAGAGAGUGAGAACGAAUGACAGAGGCCACGCGUUGUCUUAUUGGCUACUCCGUGUGUGUGAGAUGUCAGAACCCUAGAUCGGCAACCAGCAGCAAGAGCGGCCGUUGUGGAUUGUGGUCUGUAGUUCUCUGUAGUGGUCUGUAGUAGUCUAGUGGUCUGUAGUAGUCUGUAGAUGUCAGUAGUUAUCUGUCCUGGUCUGUAGUUAUCUAUAGUAUUCUGCAUUAGUCUUUAGUGGUCUGAAGCGGUUGUUUAGCAGUUGUGGAGCGGUCAGAAGAUGAACCAGCGCCGGUCUGUGUCGGAACAGAACCAUGUGAUCGAGCGGAGGGUCAGGAGUCGUGACAACCUGCUCAUCAAUGCAGACUUUGGAGAUGACAACUGUUCCAGUUACCAUGGAUACUACCCAGGUCGCAGCAGUGCAGAGCGACAGCUCCUGGCACGUCAGGCGGUUGCUAAGCGACGACAGGCCCUGCGAGGCCCCGCCUACAUGUUCUCGGAUCCGCCCAUCAGCCUCUCGGAUGCAGAACAGCGCUUCCUGGAGGCGGCAGAGUAUGGCAAUAUCCCAGAGGUGCGACGCAUGGUCCUACACAUGCCCAGUCUCAACGUGAACGCAGUAGACUACAUGGGCCAGAAUGCAUUGCAGCUGGCGGUGGCCAAUGAGCAUCUAGAGGUGACUGAGCUGCUGCUUGGGAGAGUGGAGCUAUCCAGGGUGGGAGACGCUCUGCUACUGGCCAUCAGUAAAGGUUAUGUGCGUAUAACGGAGGUGUUGCUAGGCCACCGUUCGUUCAGUGAUGCGCAGCGCCUGACAGCAAGCCCUGCCCAGGUGGACAUGUUGGAUGACUUCUACGCUUAUGAUGAGGAUGGGACACGUUUCUCCCAUGAUGUGACUCCAGUGAUUCUUGCUGCUCAUUGUCAUGAAUAUGAGAUUGUCCACAACCUAUUGGGUAAAGGAGCUCGUAUAGACCCGCCUCACGACUACUUUUGUUGCUGUGAUUCGUGCAACUACCAGCAGCAAUUUGACUCCUUCAGCCACUCACGGUCCAGGAUUAACGCUUACCGUGGCCUGGCUAGCCCCGCCUACCUCUCGCUGUCCAAUGAGGAUCCAGUAUUAGCCGCCCUGGAGCUCAGUAACGAGUUAGCUGUCCUGGCCAACAUCGAGAAGGAGUUUAAGAAUGACUACCGGCGUCUGUCUGGGCAGUGUAAAGACUAUGUGGUAGGUCUGUUGGAUCUCUGUCGCAGCACUGAGGAGGUGGAGGCUAUACUGAGUGGAGAUACUGACUCCGAGGAGAAGUACCAUCCACCUGGCCGACCCUCACUCAUGCGACUCAAACUGGCCAUCAAAUAUGAACUCAAGAAGUUUGUAGCCCAUCCUAACUGUCAACAGCAGUUGUUGUCUAUCUGGUAUGAGAACCUACCAGGUCUGAGACAGCAGACUACAGCUGUUAAACUACUAGUGGUCCUGGGAGUGGCUGUUGGACUACCUGGACUAGCUGUGGCUUACCUGGUGGCCCCCUGCAGUAGGGUAGGGAAGGUGAUGAGAAGUCCCUUCAUGAAGUUUGUGGCCCACGCUUCCUCUUUCUCCAUCUUUCUGUGUCUGCUGGUCUUGAACGCUGCCGACCGCUUCGCUGGGACCACACUGCUACCCAACAUGACCACACAUCUCCCCACACGACCGCAACAGAACCAACAACAAGAGGAAGACCCCACCAUGCUGUAUCGUAUGACCACCACCCCCUUCACCUGGAUGGAGAUUCUCAUCAUAUCCUGGGUCAUUGGUAUGAUUUGGGCAGAGGUAAAGGAGAUCUGGUCCCAGGGAGCGGGAGAAUACCUCUUAGAACCAUGGAACUUCCUGGACUUCGGAAUGUUGGCCAUCUUCCUGGCGUCCUUCAGUUCCCGCUUCUCUGCCUAUAACCACACCCACUCAGCCCAGCUAUACGUCCACACACACUACACCCACCUCUCUACCCUGGACAACAUCACCCUUCCACCACACGUACACUACUACACACUGGCUCGUCUCUCCUGGUUGCCCUCUGACCCCCAGCUGAUAUCUGAGGGCCUGUAUGCGGUUGCCGUGGUGCUCAGUUUCAGCCGCAUCGCCUACAUCCUGCCAGCCAAUGAAAGCUUCGGACCGCUGCAGAUAUCACUGGGACGCACUGUUAAAGACAUCUUGAAGUUCAUGGUGAUCUUUAUCCUGGUGUUCCUGGCGUUUAUGAUCGGAAUGUUCAACCUCUACUCCUACUACCUGGGGGCCAAGCAGAACGAUGCCUUUACCACUCUCGAGGAGAGCUUUAAGACUCUGUUUUGGGCGAUCUUCGGCCUGUCGGAGGUGAAGUCGGUAGUCAUUAACAACGAUCACAAGUUCAUUGAGAACAUCGGCUACGUGCUGUAUGGUGUUUACAAUGUUACCAUGGUGAUCGUUCUGCUCAACAUGCUGAUCGCGAUGAUAAACAGCUCUUUCCAGGAGAUAGAGUCCUCUCUUCUUCUCUCUCUCUCUCCCCGUUCUCUCCUCUCGCUCUCUCUUUCAUUCUCUUACCUUCCUUCUCGCUCUCUCUCUCCUUCCUUCUUCUCUGUUCUUCUCUCUCUCUCUUAUGUUCUUCUCUCCCUCUCUCUGUCCUCUCUUCUCUCUCUCUCUCUCCCCGUUCUCUCCUCUCGCUCUCUCUUUCAUUCUCUUACCUUCCUUCUCGCUCUCUCUCUCCUUCCUUCUUCUCUGUUCUUCUCUCUCUCUCUUCUGUUCUUCUCUCCCUCUCCUCUCUUCUUCUCUCUCUCUCUCUCUCUCCCCGUUCUCUCCUCUCGCUCUCUCUUUCAUUCUCUUACCUUCCUUCUCGCUCUCUCUCUCCUUCCUUCUCUCUCUACCUGGUUACAGGAUGAUGCUGAUGUGGAGUGGAAGUUUGCCCGUGCCAAGCUGUGGUUCUCCUACUUUGAGGAAGGCAGGACCCUGCCCGUCCCAUUUAACCUGGUUCCUAGUCCUAAAGCAAUGCUGGGCCUGGCCACUGCUGUUAGAGAGCUGCUGCUACACAGCCAUACACAGCCACCUGACGGGGCGCAGCUCAACCAGCUGGGAGACAGUAAAGCUUCAGGAUACAGCAACUCUCCGAGACCCACCAGAUACCAGAAGAUCAUGAAGCGCCUUAUAAAACGUUACAUCAUCAAAGCCCAGACGGACAAAGAAAAUGACGAGAUCAACGAAGGUGAGCUGAAAGAGAUUAAGCAGGAUAUCUCCAGUCUGCGUUAUGAGCUGCUGGAGGACAAGAAUCACAACAUGGAGGAGCUGCAGGAGCUUCUGGGGAGGUUGAGAGAGACUUACAACACACACCACACAGAGGAACACACACAAUAACACACACACCACACAGAGGAACACACACACCACACAGAGGAACACACACAAUAACACACACACCACACAGAGGAACACACACACCACACAGAGGAACACACACAAUAACACACACACACACCACACAGAGGAACACACACAACACACACACCACACAGAGUAACACACACAAUAACGCACACACCACACAGAGGAACACACACAAACCACACAGAGUAACACACACAACACAGAGGAACACACACAAUAACACACACACCACACAGAGUAACACACACACCACACAAAGUAACACACACACCACACAAAGUAACACACACACCACACAGAGUAACACACACACCACACAGAGGAACACACACCACACACACCACACAGAGUAACACACCACACAGAGUAACACACACACCAUACAGAGUAACACACACACCAUACAGAGUAACACACACCACACACACCAUACAGAGUAACACACACCACACAGAGGAACACACACACCACACAGAGUAACACACACACAACAACACAAUAACACACACACAACAACACAAUAACACACACACCACACAGAGUAACACACACACCACACAGAGUAACACACAACAACACAAUAACACACGAGUUUUAAGAAACUGGUUUCAGCUGCUGCAUUGAUGUCCUUCCUGCCUUCUUUCCAAGUACCACCUGGACUCAGCAGAACAUCAUUACUGUAUCUUCUGUUCCCUGAGAGAGGGAAACCAGGUACAACACAGCUAUGGGGAGUUCCCGCCCUCUACUGAUCAGUACGCCACCCCCUGGGCCCAGUACACCUUGUCCAGCUGCUUAUUAGGGAGCAACAUGUUGGAGUUAGUCAUCCCUUUGUUAGCCAACGGGUCUAGGU